Cercocebus atys (sooty mangabey) is the source of this 4785-nucleotide messenger RNA. RefSeq names its product TATA box binding protein (TBP)-associated factor, RNA polymerase I, D, 41kDa (gene TAF1D). Gene Ontology annotation, cellular component: nucleus; nucleoplasm; RNA polymerase transcription factor SL1 complex. The transcript is spliced from 12 exons. Bases 828 to 1664 code for a protein of 278 amino acids. Gene Ontology annotation, biological process: regulation of DNA-templated transcription. The record is from RefSeq and is a predicted model, not a curated record. NCBI's taxonomy places the organism in Eukaryota, Metazoa, Chordata, Mammalia, Primates, Cercopithecidae.
UGCCAAGAGGGCAAGGCCGUCUGGGCUUGUUGGGCAGGGGAGGCAUUGCAUAUCUGGGGUUUCGGCCCCUGCGUUGUUCCGGAGGAUCGAGCCUCGGAAGUCGGGCCGAGAGGGUGAAAGGAUCACGGUUGCAGGCCACUCCACGCCACGCGGCUGGUAUGAGGCCCACAAACGUGGUUGUAGUGUGGGCGGGCUUCAUUAUAUCUUGAGAUGGAGGUGUUAAAACGUGUUGCAGACAAGUUGAACCUUCUUACGUAAUUUAAAUGAUUUAACCUUCAUAUGUGAGGUACCCAUUGAUAGCGCCGGUUUCCUGGAGGUUAGGCGCUGCCCGGAGAGACGCGCUGGUGGUCACAGAAUUAGCUCCGGGUAAAGCGCCGCUUUCUGCCCACGUGGCCUCUAAGAAUUGCAGAAUUCCAGCGGAGGCAUCGACACCCAAGUAGGAGUGUCUUCUAAACACUAAGAAAAAAGUGAUUCUUGAGCUAGCUUUAUUUUGAUAAUCCCUACUUUAAAAAGAAAUUAACCACAGGUAUACCAUUAAUGCAUGGGGCCAAAUUUUUGUUGAAUUCCGUUUUUGAGCAUUCGAUAUAUAAUGACUUCGUAGAAUCUUGUACUUAAGAAAGCUAAUAAGACGUACUACCAGAAAGUUACCACAGGGGUCCAUUGGGCAUUUAACAAAUCUGAGCUCUUGGUAACCUUAUCGUUUUAUAUUUUAAAUAUUUUGCUAGUUCAUUCUAGGAUUUAUAUGCAAUGACUCAUGUUAGGUCCCAAGAAGCUACAGAAUGAGACAAGAGAUUGACUAAGAAAACUGUUAUAAAACAAAGCAACUGAUGGAUAAAUCAGGAAUAGAUUCUCCUGACCAUGUGACAUCUGAUGCUAUGGAACUUGCAAAUCAAAGUGAUAACUCUUCUGAUACCAGCUUAUUUAAAACUCAGUGUAUCCCUUACUCACCUAAACGGGGGAAAAGAAACCCCAAUCGAAAAUUUGUUCGUACACCUGAAAGUGUUCACGCAAGUGAUUCAUCAAGUGACUCAUCUUUUGAACCAAUACCAUUGACUAUAAAAGCUAUUUUUGAAAGAUUCAAGAACAGGAAAAAGAAGUACAAAAAAAAGAAAAAGAAGAGGUACCAGCCGACAGGAAGACCAAGGGGAAGACCAGAAGGAAGGAGAAAUCCUAUAUCCUCACUAAUAGAUAAGAAGAAACAAUUUAGAAGCAAAGGAUCUGGCUUCCCGUUUUUAGAAUCAGAGAAUGAAAAAAACCCACCUUGGAGAAAAAUUUUAACGUUUGAGCAAGCUGUUGCAAGAGGAUUUUUUAACUACAUUGAAAAACUGAAGUAUGAACACCACCUGAAAGAAUCAUUGAAACAAAUGGAUGUUGGUGAAGAUUUAGAAAAUGAAGAUUUUGAUAGUCGUAGAUACAAAUUUUUGGAUGAUGAUGGAUCCAUUUCUCCUAUUGAGGAGUCAGCAGCAGAGGAUGAGGAUGCAAAACAUCUUGAAGAUAAUGAAUGUGAUAUCAAAUUGGCAGGGGAUAGUUUCAUAGUAAGUUCUGAAUUCCCUGUAAGACUGAGUGUAUACUUAGAAGAAGAGGAUAGUACUGAAGAAGCUGCUUUGUCUAAAAAGAGAGCUACAAAAGCCAAAAAUACUGGACAGAGAGCCCUGAAAAUGUGACAGGAUCAUGAAUGUCAAAGGUGAAGCAUAUAGAAAAAACAACUUCAUAGAAAUGAAUAAAGAUGAUAGAUGUGGAUAUAUAUAUACCAGUCUGGUGGUGAAGAAAUGCUGAAACCCAGAACUUUAUAACAAAAAAAAUUUCAACCCUGUGAAGAAGUUUGUGAAAGAAACUUGUGAAGUAGUAAUAAUUAGAAAAAAAAACCAUUAAAACACCAGAGAAAAUACAUAGAAAAAUUUGAAAAAUUGUCAGUUGAUUUCUGAAUAAGAGCUUACAGGUGUCCUGUGAGUAUUAAAACAGUGAAGUGUAGUGAUUUUAAUUUUGAAAAGAAAAUCUUAGACAAAAUAACUUGACACCCAACCAUCUUGAAGAGGGUAUUUGAAAUGCUCUUAUUCCAGCUUUGUUCAGACAUGACAAAAGUGACCUGUCAGAUGUUUAGUAUUGUAAUAACCUCAUUUCCCUUCCCAAUUUUAGAGUAUCUUUAACACUUUUUUUCUUUUUUUUUUAAAGACAGUUUUGAUCUGUCACCCAGGCUGUAGUGCAGUGGUGCAGUCUUGGCUUACUGCAGCCUCUGUCUUCCAGGUUUAAGCAAUUCUGCCACAGCCUCCUGAGUAGCUGGGAUUAUAGGCGUUAGCCACCACACCCAGCUAAUGUUUGUAUUUUUAGUAGAGACAGGGUUUCACCAUGGUCUUGAACUCCUGACUUCAGGCGAUCUGCCUGCCUUGGCCUCCCAAAGUGCUGGGAUUACAGGCGUGAGCCACGGCACCUGGACUAAUAUUACUUUGAACUACCAUUUUCACUUUAUUAGUUCAAGAAAAGGCAUACACAUUUAUUUAACAUGUACACACAGGGAGAACCACAGUGAUUACCCCAAUGUUCAUUAUUUUGAUCACCACGAUAAAGCUGACUACUCUAGUGCAUUUUAGGACUGCACUUAACGUAUGUUUUUGUUUAAUGUGGACAAAGACUUAUGGAUAGGUGCAAAAAAUAAAUCCUCUUUUGCAACCCAGAACUCAUUGUUCAGUAUGAGUUUUGAUACAUAUAAGAAGGGAUAUUAUGAUACCUGAGACAGUUAUAAAGGUUGGUUCCAGGCCAGGUGCAAUGGCUCAAGUCUGUAGUCCCCACAUUGAGGUGGGAGUAUUGCUUGAAACCAGGAGUUCAAGACCAGCCUGGGCAUCUCCACAAAAAUUGAAAAAUUAGCUGGGCAUUGGGGCAUGUGCCUGUAGUUGGAGCUACUCAGAAAGGGGAGGUUGAGGCAAAAGGAUUGAGCCCAAGAAUUGGGGGCUGCACUGAACUUUGAUGGCAUCACUACUCCAGCCUGGGUAACACAGACAGACCCUGUCUCUUAAGAAAAAAAGGUUGAUUCUAGGACUGUAGAAUAGAUAAACAGCAUGGGAUAUGAGGGAAAUCCUCAGCAGUAUUAAUUUUGCAUUCCGAUUUCAUGUUGACGAUAUAUAUGAUGGCUUUUUGUUUUAAAGGCUUUUAUCUUGAGAACAUGAUGUCUGGAGUUAAAGGUAUGUCUCAAUUUGAGUUGCCACAUAUUUAUGUGUAGGAAACAGUAUGUUGUCAGAGCAAGCAAGUUUCAUUUUAUUCAGAGACAUUUCUACCAUACUUUUAAUUCUCAAUUAUAUUGAUUUCUGAAAAGAAGAAUCCUAGAUUCUUCUUAGUGAUAUGUCAGAUUCAUUUUAGUUGCAAGCAUUAGAGGGUUCUGAAUUUGUUAGUUUGUAGCAAUAAUCAGAACUUUGGAAUUCCUACUUGAAGCCUACAACAUUAUUUUGUAUUAAUGUACAAUCUAAAGUGAGGUAGAGGAUUUUAUGGUUUAAUGCAAGAUAUAGUAUAAUAAAAGAUUACAUAGGUCAUAAGAAUUCAUAAAUUUGAAUGAUGCAGAGUUUGAUUAAAAGUUAUAUAAUGCCAAAGUCAUAACUUACAGGCACAUUUUCCUGUAUUUUAUAAUGGAUGACAACUAAUUUUGAGCCAAGAAUUAAAAUUUGCUGAAAUCUUUGAAAUGGGAAAACAACAUCCUCUAUUUGCAGUAUUGAAGUUCAUAACAACAGUUAUGCUUUAAACUUAAAUCUUAAGUUUAAAUCCUUUUCCUUUGGCUCAUCUACAGGAGCUACUUGAUGGUAUUUAUUUUUAUUUUUCAUUCCUCUGGCUCCUAAGCACAAUGUGAUUGUGAAAUUAUUGUUUUUGUGAUUAAGGUGGUAGGAAGUUUUUACAGUUUGCAAUAUUGUAAGAGCAUAUUGCAGUUUCUGCUCAUAAUUUUUUCUAUGGAGUGUUAGACUUUGUUAUUUAUAUAUAUAAAUACUAGCUGGGCACAGUGGUGCCUGCGGUCCCCAGCUACUCUGGAGGCUAAGGCAGGAUAAUCCCUUGAGCCCAGCGGUUCGAGGCUACAAUGAGAUGUGAUCCUGCCACAUCUCACUGUAGCCUCAAACCCUUGGGCUCAAGCGAUUCAGCAAGAAUCACACGAUUUUCAAAAGACACGGCAGAUCCUGUGUCUUUAAAAAAAAAUCAAAACCUUGUAAUAGUGGUUGAGGUCUAUCCCGAUGGGGCUUUUCCUGUGGCCUGCACGUCGUUGGAAACGCCUCAUAGAGUAACUCUGUGGUUUUACUUUACUCACAGGACUAUUGUUAGAUCUGUGGGAAGGAACUACAAGACAGUUGCUAAAAGUUUGAAAAAGACAGUUACUAAACGUUAUGAAAAACCAGAUAAUCUACUUUUUUACCUUAGGUAUUGGCAUAUACCACACAUCUGUACCAUUCUUGAGUGAUCGCUUAGGAAUGAAUGUGAUUUGAACUCAUUCAUGUUGAGAGGGUGUCAAAUUGAGAACCAGGCAGAUCCCCACCACCUACAAUGAAAAGGACCCUAAAGUAAAUUGGUUGAAGAAAUUAGAUCCCAAAGAUUCUUGGUGAAUUUUGAAGUCUUCAUCAGUAUACCCAUAUUAAAAGGAGAUGACAGAAGCCAAAGUAAUUAUGGGCUGACAGGACAGCUGGAUCAGUUUCAUUAAAAAGGGCAAACUUGAAGAUCUUUUGACUCCAGCUUUUUAGGGGAUCUAAAGUGACCUUGAUGGACAGUGGAAGAAAUCACAACAUGGAAUUCCUUGAAUAAAAAUUUAUUGACUUUAAA